This is a messenger RNA of Gadus macrocephalus (Pacific cod), 6096 nucleotides long. RefSeq names its product adaptor related protein complex 2 subunit alpha 1 (gene ap2a1). The transcript is spliced from 23 exons. Lineage: Eukaryota; Metazoa; Chordata; Actinopteri; Gadiformes; Gadidae. The record is from RefSeq and is a predicted model, not a curated record. Gene Ontology annotation, cellular component: AP-2 adaptor complex; membrane coat. Gene Ontology annotation, molecular function: clathrin-cargo adaptor activity. The coding region runs from base 792 to 3761 and encodes 989 amino acids. Gene Ontology annotation, biological process: clathrin-dependent endocytosis; intracellular protein transport.
GCGUGCGCGAGACUAAACUGCGUCGAGUCGACCCGCUGCUGUCACGAGCCCUGUCCAGGCAACCAAGAAGAGGCUUGCGGAUAAGACUUGCUCUAUAUUACUGACGAGCUCCUAUUUACCACGCUUUGCAAAUUGUUUAAUAUAACUGGAAUCUUAGUCCAUAUCGUUGGUGGGGAAUUACGACCAUUCGAGGAGUGAUUACGUUCGAUUGGUCAUGUAUUCCAGCAUUUGAAUGAUAUUGCUAGCCAGCUAGCUAGCUAGCUGUUUAGCUAGCUUGACCGUGAGUGAAUCGAAGCUAACAUACAUUUUCGGAAAACAUUUUCAACGACACAUUCCUGGUCCUAUUUUUCUGCGGAAUUUUCUGUCAUAGGCGGUUCAACCCGGGCUAUUUUUUUUACUGUGGAUGUCGUGCGCUGUCAUAACCAGCAGCUCGUAUUGCUUCCAAUCUGUCAUCGGAAGGGAUUGAAUGAAAUAGCUACCCAUAAUCGGCGGAAACGAGCUAGUUAACGGGGAUACCCUGCUGCUAGUUGAUCCACCGCCAUCGGGCUAAUCUAGCCGAUGCUAUCUUCGGUCACCAACGCAAGUCUAGAGCAAGUUCAAUAGCUAAUCACAAAGUUAUCGUUCCCGGUUGCGUCUGAUCGGUCUGUUUCGCUGUUAUAACGGAGUUUAUUGCUGGGCUCGUUGUCGUUCAGCGGAACAUUUGUAUUUCAACGCACGGGCAGUCGGAAAAGCUGACCGACGCCAGUUCAUUUGCACCAGAGAGGUCGGAGUGAACAGAGAAUCCUGCAAAAAUGCCGGCGGUGUCGAAGGGAGACGGGAUGCGCGGACUGGCCGUGUUCAUAUCCGAUAUCCGUAAUUGUAAAAGCAAGGAAGCCGAGAUCAAGCGGAUCAAUAAAGAGCUGGCCAACAUCCGCUCCAAGUUUAAGGGGGACAAGGCCCUGGAUGGCUACAGCAAGAAGAAGUAUGUCUGCAAGCUGCUCUUCAUAUUCCUGCUCGGCCAUGACAUCGACUUUGGACACAUGGAGGCUGUCAACCUUCUCAGUUCCAACAAGUACACAGAGAAACAAAUUGGCUAUCUGUUCAUUUCAGUGCUGGUGAACAGCAACAGCGAGCUGAUCCGACUGAUCAACAACGCCAUCAAGAACGACCUGUCCAGCCGCAACCCCACCUUCAUGUGCCUGGCUCUGCACUGCAUCGCCAACGUCGGCAGCAGGGAGAUGGCCGAGGCCUUCGCCGGGGAGAUCCCGCGCAUCCUCGUGGCCGGGGACACCAUGGACAGUGUGAAGCAGUCGGCCGCCCUGUGUCUACUGCGUCUCUACAAAGCCUCCCCGGACCUGGUGCUGAUGGGCGAGUGGACCUCCCGCGUGGUGCAUCUCCUCAACGACCAGCACAUGGGCGUGGUGACGGCAGCCAUCUCUCUCAUCACCUGCCUCAGCCAGAAGAACCCAGACGAGUUCAAGACCUGCGUGUCCCUGGCCGUCUCCCGGCUCAGCAGGAUCGUGUCGUCGGCCUCCACCGACCUCCAGGACUACACCUACUACUUUGUCCCGGCGCCGUGGCUGUCCUGCAAGCUGCUGCGCCUGCUGCAGUGCUACCCGCCGCCAGAGGACGGCGCCGUCAAGGGCCGGCUGGUGGAGUGCCUGGAGACCAUCCUGAACAAGGCCCAGGAGCCGCCCAAGUCCAAGAAGGUGCAGCACUCCAACGCCAAGAACGCCAUCCUCUUCGAGGCCAUCUCCCUCAUCAUCCACUAUGACAGCGAGCCCAACCUGUUGGUGCGGGCCUGCAACCAGCUGGGCCAGUUCCUGCAGCACCGCGAGACCAACCUGCGCUACCUGGCGCUGGAGAGCAUGUGCACCCUGGCCAGCUCCGAGUUCUCCCACGAGGCCGUCAAGACGCACAUCGAGACCGUCAUCAACGCGCUCAAGACGGAGAGGGACGUGAGCGUGCGUCAGAGGGCGGCCGACCUGCUCUACGCCAUGUGCGACCGCAGCAACGCCAAGCAGAUCGUGGCGGAGAUGCUGAGCUACCUGGAGACCGCCGACUACUCCAUCCGCGAGGAGAUGGUGCUGAAGGUGGCCAUCCUGGCGGAGAAGUACGCGGUGGACUACUCAUGGUACGUGGACACCAUCCUCAACCUGAUCCGCAUCGCCGGGGACUACGUCAGCGAGGAGGUGUGGUACCGCGUCAUCCAGAUCGUCAUCAACCGCGAUGACGUGCAGGGCUACGCCGCCAAGACCGUGUUCGAGGCUCUGCAGGCCCCUGCCUGCCACGAGAACAUGGUCAAGGUGGGAGGCUACAUCCUGGGAGAGUUUGGUAACCUCAUUGCUGGAGACCCCCGCUCAAGCCCUCUGGUCCAGUUCAACCUCCUCCACUCCAAGUUCCACCUGUGCUCGGUGCCCACGCGGGCCCUGCUGCUCUCGGCCUACAUCAAGUUCAUCAACCUGUUCCCCGAGACCAAGGCCACCAUCCAGGAGGUGCUCCGCUCCGACAGCCAGAUCCGCAACUCGGACGUGGAGCUGCAGCAGCGCGCGGUCGAGUACCUCAAGCUGUCCUCCAUCGCCAGCACCGACGUCCUGGCCACAGUGCUGGAGGAGAUGCCCCCCUUCCCCGAGAGAGAGUCGUCCAUCCUGGCCAAGCUGAAGAAGAAGAAGGGCCCGGGGGUGGUGCCGGUGUCCGAGCUGGAGGACGGGAAGCGGGAGGGCGGGGAGCUGAACGGAGGGGGGGACAGGGGGCCUGAUUCCGCCAUGUCGGCCUCCAACGCCUCCACCCCCUCCCCGUCCGCCGACCUCCUGGGUCUGCGCUCCGCCGCCCCGGUCAGCGCCGCCGCCCCGAGCGCCGGCAGCCUAUUGGUCGACGUGUUCUCUGAGUCCGGCGCCGGCGGGCCUGCCGCCGCGGUCAACGACGACGGCUUCCUCAGAGAUCUGGAACCGCCCACGGAGACCUCUGACACCCUAUUGGUCGAGGCUCCUGGUGACUCUGACUCUGUCCCCCCUUCUGCGGCUUCUGAGGACCUCGCUCCCCCUCUGCCCGAGGCGGACGAGCUUCUGAACAAGUUUGUGUGCAAGAACAACGGCGUGCUGUUUGAGAACCAGCUGCUGCAGAUCGGGAUCAAGUCGGAGUACCGUCAGAACCUGGGGAGAAUGUACUUGUUCUACGGCAACAAGACGUCCGUGCAGUUCGCCAGCUUCAGCACCACAGUCAGCUACCCCGGGGAGCUGCAGUCUCAGCUCAACGUUCAGACCAAGCCGGUGGAGCCCCUGGUGGAGGGAGGGGCGCAGGUGCAGCAGGUGCUCAACAUCGAGUGCAUCACCGACUUCUCGGAGGCCCCGCAGCUCAACAUCAAGUUCAGGUACGGGGGGGCCCUGCAGAACCUCACCCUCAAGCUGCCCGUCACCAUCAACAAGUUCUUCCAGCCCACGGAGAUGGCCGCCACGGACUUCUUCCAGCGCUGGAAACAGCUCAGCCAGCCGCAGCAGGAAGCACAGAAGAUCUUCAAGGCCAACCACGGCAUGGAUACAGAGGUGCUCAAGGCUAAGCUGCUGGGUCUGGGCACGGCCCUCCUGGAGAACGUGGACCCCAACCCGGAGAACUACGUGUGCGCCGGCGUGGUCCAGACCAAGUCGCAGCAGGUGGGCGUGCUCCUGCGUCUGGAGCCCAACGCGCAGGCCCAGCCUGGCGUCCAGAUGUACCGGCUGACGCUGCGCAGCAGUAAAGACACGGUCUCCAAGCGGCUGUGCGACCUGCUGGCGGAACAGUUCUGAGCGCGCGCUGAGGGGGAGGAAGAUGAAGUCCCUCCCAGCCCCCCGCCCCACCCCCCCACCCCCCCACCCCCCCACCCCCCCACCCCCCCACCCACCCUGUCCGACUCCAUCAUAGUUUCCAAGUAAACAAGGAAGUAAAAAGGUGUAACCGACCAAUAAGGGAAGAAUAACAAGUACAAAAAGAAAAAAAAUAAUGUUAAAAAAAAUAAAUAAAUAAGCAGCUGCUGCCGUGUGCGCGGUCAGGCAUGUUAUUGUCAUUGCUAUUGUCACCCUGUGUGUGUGUGUGUGUGUGUGUGUGUGUGUGUGUGUGUGUGUGUGUGUGUGUGUGUGUCCGUCCAGAGUCGUGCUGGCGUGCCCCCCAGGUUAGUUCCCGUCACACCCGUCCCCCUCCCAGCCGCCCCGCCCCUUCACUUCCUGUAGUGGCGACGACUGCUGGCACCGAGUGGACAUUACAAGCUAUGCUUGCUAGCGAAAUAAGGUGUGCGGGAGACGGCGUGUCUGCGGGAGGCGCGCGCCCUCGGCUGCUGUCGAUGUGGGAUCCUGGAUCAUUUCAAACGGGCAGACACUCACUUUCCAUGGGCUUGAUGUUUGUUCUCGUCUUGUUCAUGCUGGCUCACGGCGCAGGGUCAAGGGGCCCGGGUCGAGUGGGAACCACACUAAUACAAGUCCGACCUCAGGGGUCUGAACUAAGCUCUGCAAUCAUACCCCCCGGCCCUCCCUCGCCCUCACCACCAUCACUAACAUUCCCAGCAGGGUUGUCCCCUCAAUGUCCCCGUCGUUCCCCGUCAUUCCCCGUCUCCUGAACUCCGCCUACUCAAUUCCAGUGGAAAUGGCCAGUGCACUUUCUAGGCGUCUUCCGGAGACCUGCCCUUCCUUCUAAUCCUUGGCAUACACUUUAACUCCACCUUGCCCUGGAGAGCCCUCCCCAAACCCUCCCUCCCCUCGCUUCCAUUCGGGCAUAUAUAGUUAAUAUAGAGAAGUCAUGAUUCUGCUCGUGUUGUUUAUGAAAAAUAUAAAUCAUGUAAUUAAGUAUGCAGUUUUUUUUUUGGUUGUCUUUUGUAGUUUUGAUCAACUUGUCUUUUUUGUUUUUUUGUUUCACUGCUUUGUUUUUUUUGUUUCUUCCUAGUGGACUUAUUGACGUGUUCCUGUGAUGCGUUUGUGUCUCGACAGUUUGUGUGCAUUGAUCUUUUUUGCAUUCUAGUACAUUCCUUUGUCAGGCUUGUGUUUAUGUCAUUGGAAAAAAAAAAUAAGGCGAGUAGCGGGCGAGGUCCCGCUCUGGAGACGCGCGAGACGGGCCGCCGACCAGAGAACACGGGCGUGCGUUGAGUAGGAGUGAGCGAGCCCGCCUGCGUAGUCGUAGCAGGCUCACGCUGGUCGGGUUUACAGUGUUAAAACAGAAACGCCAGGGUGGUGUCGUGUCAGAGCGAGUUUGGCUUCCAGCUGGGUUUGCUGUUCUUUUUAACCGUCCCCCGGGUCUGACAUUCGUCCAGGUAAACGCUUCUGGCUGUCCCUCAUUUUUAUUUAGUUUUUCCGUUGGGGAUUUAGCGCUAUGAAUUUGAGACUGCCCUUUUUGACGUGUGAUGGCGUGACACGUUUUAGACUGAGCAGCGCAGCAGUACUAGGCCAGGGACGGUGGUAGACGAGCACGUUUUAAAUAGGAGAGGACGCAUUAUCAAUCCCCAAACAUGGUCUCAAUGCGCAGGCCCUGCUGUGCGCAAACCCUCACACACACACAUAGAGUACUCGGGAGGUGAUUGUGAUCUGCUUCGUAAUUAAUUACAUUUUUUACUCCAACAAUCUUGGUAGGCUGUAUCCAAUGGCACUUGAUCUUAUUUCGUUAGUACACAUUUCAGAAAGGUUGAUGACUGAAUUAAACUCACCCUUCCCUACCCUUCUUGCAUAAACACACACCGGCACCCUGUGUGUGUGUGUGUGUGUGUGUGUGUGUGUGUGUGUGUGUGUGUGUGUGUGUGUGUGUGUGUGUGUGUGUGUGUGUGUGUGUGUGUGUGUGUGUGUGUGUGUGUGUGUGUGUGUGUGUGUGUGUGUGUGUGUGUGUGUGUGUGUACCCCAAAAAUGACAUUUAUGAUACAAACUCAUAUUAGUUUAACAGGUAUUGUGCCCUGCGUCGCUAUACACGCCACUCACAGGAAGUUGACCAUCGUAGUGAAAAUAUAUAGUCAUUUGUGAGUGUGUUUGCGUGCGUGUGGGUCUAUGCAGUAUCCGCUAGCUAAUGCAGCCCCGUGUAUCGGUGUUAAAUCCUGUCAAAUACCUGUGUUAGAUUUAAGAUUUACUCUGUACUGAAAAAUGUGAAAGUAAAACUAUGCCAUAUACUCAA